Molecule: messenger RNA, 1650 nt
Organism: Capronia epimyces CBS 606.96
Lineage: Eukaryota; Fungi; Ascomycota; Eurotiomycetes; Chaetothyriales; Herpotrichiellaceae
Exons: 5
Coding region: 1-1650 (549 amino acids)
Biological process (GO): carbohydrate metabolic process
Molecular function (GO): hydrolase activity, hydrolyzing O-glycosyl compounds; calcium ion binding
Source: RefSeq, a predicted model, not a curated record
AUGCAGCGAUUCGGAUCUUUUGCAAGGACCCUGGGCGAAGCCGGCCGGCAUCACGAGCUUGAAGACAGCCAGCUUCCAGAAAACAAAACCCUUUUCCAGUCGUUCGAAUGGUACCUCCCUGCCUCGAUGAGUCACACUGCCCCAAGCCACUACGCUCUCCUCUCAGCCCUGCUGCCCCAUCUAUCUGCUCUUGGUAUCACCCAUAUCUGGCUGCCGCCUGGCUGCAAAGCAACUUCAGUACAGGAUAAUGGCUACGCGGUCUACGAUCUCUGGGACCUAGGCGAGUUCAAUGCUAAGAGCUAUGACAGGAGUACGCGGACUAAAUGGGGCACGAAAAAAGAGUUGGACUCGUUUUGCGCUCUGGCCAAGGAGUUCGGCGUCAGUGUGUUGUGGGACGCGGUGUUGAAUCAUAAAGCCGGUGCAGACGAGAAAGAACCGAGCUGGGGAGUCAAGGUAGAUCCUAAGGACCGGACAAAGCAGCUUUCACAACCAUACGAGCUCGAAACUUGGACCAAGUUCACGUUCCCUGGCCGGGGGAACAAGUACUCUGACAUGAAAUAUGAUUGGCGACACUUUUCUGGCGUCGACUAUGACGCUCGCAACAAGGAGCACGGGGUGUUCAAACUCAUGGGCGAGGGAAAGCGUGGUGAGUGGGCAAGCGAUGUCAGCACAGAACUAGGUAACUACGACUACCUAAUGUUUGCGGACCUCGACCACUCUCAUCCUUCCGUUCGCGCCGACAUUUUGAACUGGGCGUCGUGGAUCUCUGCCACCCUUAACCUAGGGGGAAUGCGGCUCGACGCCAUCAAGCACUACUCUCUUGCUUUCCUCGCAGACUUGGUCUCUCAUCUCGAGACCACCGUGCCGCACGGCAAGGAUCUGUUUCUCGUCGGCGAGUAUUGGGACGCAGACUCGGAGGUGUUGGAAAAGGUAAUUAGCCGGUUCAACGGUCGGCUGCGUCUAUUCGAUGUGCAGUUGGUUUACACUUUCAGCGAUUUUUCAAAGGGCAGAAAGCGGGAUUUACGCACAGUGUUUGACGGAUCCUUGAUCCAAAAAGACCAUCUUCAUGCCGUGACUUUUGUCGCCAACCACGACACGCAGGACACUCAACCACUCGCAGCACCAGUGGAGGAAUGGUUUGUCCCUCUUGCGUAUGCUCUUAUCCUCCUCUGUCGUGACAGUGGGACUCCCUGCGUCUUCUGGGGCGAUGUUUUUGGCGUCCACGGCCCUCGAGCGCGGCUGCCGGCGUGUGGAGGGAAACUCGCCCGUCUGAUUGCGGCCCGGAAACUCUACGCAUAUGGUUCGCAAAGAGACUACUUCGACACCGAGGACUGCAUCGGUUGGACACGAACGGGGCAUAAGUCCAAAUCGCAUGGGGCCGGACUGGCGGUUGUCAUGACCAACAGCUGGGACCGGACUUGCAAACGCAUGUUCGUAGGCCUUCGCCACGCUCGCGAGAGGUGGAGGGACAUUCUCGGCUGGGAGGACCGAGAAGUCGUGAUCGACUCGGCAGGGUUUGGUACAUUUCCGGUUGGCCACCGAUCUGUCGGCGUGUGGACCGAUGAGAAGGCUCCUGAUUUCGACAAGAUCUGUAGAAUGACCUUCCCAAGCUCGGGGCAGGCCGUCCCCCCGAUCACCAAUCUUCCAUGA